AUGGACGAAGAAGCUGAGAUUUUUGAUUUUGAGCAGGCGAAUAAGGAAGAGAUCCUUAUUGAUGAAAAAGCAUUGAACACACAGUCGCUGCCACCAAUUUUCAUUGGCCACAAACAGGAAUCGGACGGUGCAGAUGAAGAAGAGUACGACAAGUUUGUUCCAACAGAUCCGGCCUUGAUCGAGCAGUACAAGAGUCGGCUCCAUAGAAUAUCUUACACACCUCCGGAGAAUUUCGCUUUGGUAUGCGGAUCAGUAUAUCGCUCUUCGUUCCCGCGAAUUGAGAACUUUGAAUUCAUGCUGAAACUGAAACUCAAAUCUGUAUUGUGUCUAAUACCAGAGGAAUACCCCCCAGAGAAUAUGGAAUUUCUGAGAGAAAACGAUAUUCAAUUCUUUCAAGUGGGCCUGAGCGGAAAUAAAGAACCAUUUGUUAAAAUCAAGCCUGACCAGGUGAACGAGGCAUUGAAGAUUAUCACCAAUCCUGAGCAUCAUCCAAUACUAGUGCAUUGUAAUCGGGGAAAGCACAGAACGGGAUGUAUAGUAGGAUGCAUUCGAAAAUUACAAAAGUGGUCAUUAAGCAUGAUUUUUGACGAGUAUCGACGUUUCGCCUACCCAAAGGAGCGACCGUUAGACCAACAAUUCAUUGAGAUGUUCGAUGAUUCGCAUAUACAACAAUACGCACAAGACCGCAACUGGCUUCCUCUAGAAUGGUGA
Ogataea angusta is the source of this 711-nucleotide messenger RNA. RefSeq lists its product as uncharacterized. The transcript has a single exon. The coding region runs from base 1 to 711 and encodes 236 amino acids. Gene Ontology annotation, biological process: protein dephosphorylation. Gene Ontology annotation, molecular function: phosphatase activity; inositol diphosphate tetrakisphosphate diphosphatase activity. Gene Ontology annotation, cellular component: cytoplasm. The record is from RefSeq and is a predicted model, not a curated record. Lineage: Eukaryota; Fungi; Ascomycota; Pichiomycetes; Pichiales; Pichiaceae.